AUGGCUGCCAGCAGCAAACCCGGCUCACCUGGAGCCAGAGCUCGCAAGAUAAAGAGCCAGCCCACACGUGCCUCACAGAAAUCAAAUUCUUCAUCGUCAUCACCAUCACCAGCCCCUUCAGAUAUCUCAACCACCAAAGCGGUUUAUGAAACACCAGCAAGCUCUUUCUCAGAACUAGAGCGAGAUGCAUUUACAAGUACAUCAACUGGGAUACCACGUCGUAAACUUCCACCCAGUAAUGUAAGGAAAGACAAACUGUGCGAUCGACCUUCAUCAUGUUCUUCCAAAAAGAAAACAUCGAGUGAUGAAGAAGGACCCGGUUCCAGUAAUGGCAAAUCUGGCGCCCGAGAAGGCAAAAAGCUUCAAAAUCCAGAGGACCCUGGGAUCCGCUCUACAGGUACGAACGAUCUACUCCAGUGGCUGAAAGAUGCUACCGCUGAGUUGGAGAUCAGUCGUCUCGGGGAAACUAUUUUUCAAUCAUUUCAUGAGAAGUUGAGCGAAGAGAUAAGAAUGCGCUGUCGGGCUGAAGAACAGUUAAAAUUUGUCAGUGUCACAUCAGAAAAGGAAGAAGCAUUGCGUGAGCACUCCAAGCUCAAAGCUCAUACACAGGAUUUGGAAGAAAAACUGAAAAAAUCACAAGAUGAGUUUAAAAAGCUUCAAGAAACACAAGACAAACGACUUGUUCUGUUACCAGAGUACCAAGGCGUCAGAGAAUGCUCCAGCAAGGACGUGCAAGAACAGGGACGACCCCACAAAGAUACUGGAGAUGUUCUAAACGAGCGUGAAAUAUACUUGGAGAAUAUGUGGGACGAAGCAGCAGAGCAGAGAGAGGCGGCAAUGGACCAGGCAACCGUCUAUGAGAGAGAUAUGAAUGUUGCGAUGCAAAAAAAAGAUCAGCUCGAGAUCGAGAAGGCUGAGCUUGUAGAAAGGCUUGAAAGGGUCAAGUCUAACGCCUUCACACAGAAACUGGAUCUUGAGAAAGCUGAAAAGGAGUCAGAACGACACGAAAGAGAGAACUCUGUUCUGAUGCAAGACAAAGAUAAGCUCAGAAUGGAAAAUGCCGAGCUUGUAAGAAAACUUGAGAGUUCCGAGUCUGAUGCCUUCAGACAGAAAUUGGAUCUAGAGAGGGUUAAAAUGGAGUCCAAACAACACGAAAGAGAGAAUAUUACUCUAAAACAAGAGAACGCCGAGCUUAGGAAACAACUGGAAGCAUACAAAUCGGAGUCGACCAAAGAGCAAGCGUCACAGAGAGAUGCAAUGACACAAACUGAGUUGGAAAUUGAGACUAUCGCUACGUCAACAGAAGGAACCUUGGGCACUUUUCCGGAUCUCACAACAGGAACUAUCGGCGACGCAGCAACACGAGAGAAUGAUGAAGAAUUGAACGAGGUUCAAGUAUACGAAGAAGAUCACCCAGAAGAGGCAGAUGAGCCACACGAGGACAACCAACAGAGUGAAGAGGACAAAGAACAAGAACUUCGAGAGCAUGAUGCUAUUAUGAAACUUAGCCGAGAGAAACUUGAGCGACUCGUGGCCACUGACAAUGAUGUGGCCCCUGACGGAGAUGCCGAACCAGACAAGACUGAGCAACAGGAUACAAGUGAGCAACAAAACACGAACAAACCAUCAGCCGAAGAGGAUAGAACUGUGACUAGAAGUCCAGUUCAUAUGGUAUCGGCGGCACAGCAAGAUGUCGCCCCAGCAGAAACCGUUCCUGAACCCCCCAUAGCAACGCCUAUUCCGAAUUCACAACGUCGAAGGGGCAACAAAGCCCAAAGAAGACCAAGAAUCCCGUCAACAGAAAGACGCGCGACGCCACCAUCGGUCUGA
Messenger RNA from Fusarium pseudograminearum CS3096, 1830 nucleotides. RefSeq lists its product as uncharacterized. The coding region runs from base 1 to 1830 and encodes 609 amino acids. Lineage: Eukaryota; Fungi; Ascomycota; Sordariomycetes; Hypocreales; Nectriaceae. The transcript has 2 exons. The record is from RefSeq and is a predicted model, not a curated record.